CGGAAACAUGAUAUGUUUAUUACCUUCUGGUAAUAUAAACAAAAUAUAUAUCUACUAUUAAUAGAAAGUAGUGAAAAUGUUGGAAAUAAAAGGUGUCAGAGAUAAAUUAAUGAGAGCGGUGGAGUGUGACCAGACCGGACUUAUUUUGGAAGCACAAGAUCUGUACGAUGAUGGGAGACAAAUGCUCUAUCAAAUUAUGGCGCACGAAACGGACGAGGCUAAGAAAAAAAGUCUGAAUGAGCGUAUUAGGGAAUAUAUUGACCGUGCUGAACAAAUUAAGGAGCAUGUACAAAAGCUUGGCGUUGGUGGAAAACUUGUAGCACACAUACCAAUAGAUGAAAACUCUGUGGGUAAUAGUUAUCGAUCGCUUUUUGGAAAAUACUUGGAUGCUGAAGUAAAGGAAGUUCUGCUGGAAGAACCACAUCUUUAUAGAAGACAUCAUUUUCAGAAUCUUAUAUCAUUUUUGGAGUUGCUUGUAAAGAACUGUCCGUGCUUUAGGUAUAUCCGUUUGGUGACUAAAACUUCUAGCGAGUCACCAGACGACCAAAGGAAUGCACUAGAGCAGAUUAAAACUGAUCUUUCAAGGCGCAAUGUGACUUUAAGGAUUAAAAUUGUAGACACCCAACAUGAUCGUAAAGUUGUAUUAAGCAGUGGUUAUAUUAUAAUGAUCGGUCUCGGUUUGGAUAUUUUUAAACCUCUGAACCCUUUCUAUAGUCUUGGAUUAUGCGAUAAUGACUUCCGAAAUUGUAAACAGACCGAAGUUAACAUUUUUCGUAAAAAAAAUUUGGCUUCUUAAGAUAUGCGUAAAAAGGUUCUUGAUAAAAAAAACAUCUGCCGUUGGCACAACAUCAAGUCGCGCAGCAAGACCUGGCCAAACAGAGGAUGUACGAGCCAGUUAUAUACAUAUGUAUAUAUAUAUAUAUAUAUGUACUUAGACAAAUUUGUUGUUUUAUGCAUUUUUCAUAAGUGUGUAAAAAAAAAUGCCAUAAAUCAGUAAGACGAUACGUAUUAGCGUAAUUAUUGAAAAGAUAAACCUACGAAAUUGAGUAUGGUUUAUUUUCUUAUAAUUGGUUUUUUUUUAUUUAGAUUUUAAUUAUGAGAUAGCUUGCACAAAUAAUUAUUUUACUACUUCAUUGAAUAAUAAUUCCCACUAAUUUCUCUUGAACUUCAAACGUUUCAAUAAGAAUUUUAUAUGUGUUGGAAUAAGUGGGAUCCAUGCAAUAGUAAAUCUUCAGAAUUUCUAUUUAUAAUUGUACCUUCACAAGAACCCAAUGUCUUUUUUCAUUUUCCUUUAAUUUCUGCCAGCUAAUUCUUGGGCGAUAGAAUUUUUUGUCGCUAGCAAUGUUUCUAAGAGUUUGAAUAUUUUGUUGCAGUUGGCAUCAUUAACUACCCAAGCUACGAAAUAGGCAAGAAAACUUCAUUGCAGGUGAGACUCAGCGGCUGUUACAGCAGUUUAUUAAGCCUUGCCGGCUUGUUGUACCUACAAUUCCAGUAUAAAGGCCAACUAGUAACUUGUGGCUCCCCACACACAUGGCUCUUUCCAUUGUCACAGAUGCGCGCGUAAGCGAACGCGAGUUGUGCUAGGUGAUGUUGUUGUUGUAGACGCAAAACUAAACUCUGUCAGUGUAGUGUAAGUCACCGGUCAUCUUCUUUCAACUCAUAUAAAGGUAGGCAUAGGAAACGUCGACAAGUUGCAUCCACAAGUAGAGAGGUAUUAGGUAAGUACGCUUGAUAAGGCGUGUGAAUAGGUGGCUAUUGUCGUGGAUUACCGGAAUGACUCGGGUUUUUCCCGACCAAGGCCUGCCGCCACAGUAAACCAGCUCUGUCUAUAGCACCGUACCUCUGUAGCUAUGAAACUCGUGUUAGUUGAUUCAACUAAUUUUUAACAUUUACGUAACUUUCAGCCUUUUUUCCAACAACACUUUAUUCUCGAGUCGUUAAAUAA
Anastrepha obliqua is the source of this 1945-nucleotide messenger RNA. Its product is annotated as MIT domain-containing protein 1-like. The record is from RefSeq and is a predicted model, not a curated record. Lineage: Eukaryota; Metazoa; Arthropoda; Insecta; Diptera; Tephritidae. The transcript is spliced from 4 exons. The coding region runs from base 77 to 796 and encodes 239 amino acids.